UUUUUUUGAGACAGAGUCUCGCUCUGUCUCCCAGGCUGGAGUGCAGUGGCUCGAUCUCGGCUCACUGCAGCUUCUGCCUCCUGGGUUCAAGCAGUUCUCCUGCCUCAGCCUCCUGAGUAGCUGGGACCACAGGUGCGUACCGCCACACCCGGCUAAUUUUUGUAUUUUUAGUAGAGAUGGGGUUUCGCCAUAUUGGCCAGGCUGGUCUCAAACUACUGACCUCGUGAUCCGCCUACCUCGGCCUCCCAAAGUGUUGGGAUUACAGGCGUGAGCUGCCGCGCCUGGCCAAGCCCAGUCUCACAAAUGAGGACCCUGAGGUUGGUAGAAGGGAGGUGACCUGUCCACACCAGGAGUUAGCAGAAACUUGAACCCAUAUUUCUUUACUGCUCAUGGGCAGAGUUACACUGCUGCUAUGAUUCCCAGGAGAGAAACUGAACUUUGCUAAACUACUUUGGCAAACUCAAAAGCAGAUGGGCCAGCCAUUUGUGGUCUGAAAGCACUCAGAGGCUAGAGACCCUCUGUUACAUGGUGCCUCUGUCAGACAGCCCUACAAUUUGGAUCCUGGGGCUGGAAGAAGAUAAGAAUGCUGGGAGACUUUGGUUGUGGCAGACUGCCUCUCAGUGGGUCCCACUGUGUUGGCUGAGUGCCAGCGGUGGACUCCUGAUGCCUGCAUUUGCAGAACUGAUAGCUGCAGGGAGGCAGUGGGUUCCAGCGGCACAGCGUUCUCACAUUUCUGGCCACUUCUAGAGGCAGAGGACGGGGUCAGCACCAUGGACAGCCUCACGGUCCCGCCUCCCUUUCGUGUGUCAGAACACGCGACCCGGACUAGUCUGGUCUGGGGACGGCCCUAGACAUUGCUGGCUGUUCUAAGCGGGGCGAGGGACUCCCGUGGGUCCCAGAGCAGUCUUUGCGCCCCAGCCGGCUUCUCGCUUUCCUGCGUCCAGUGCUGCUUCCAGCGCUAGCCCCAGGGGCACGAAGGCUGGUGUCGGGAGGUGCGCCCCUCCGGGGGCCCGCCAGCCGCCAGACUCGAAGCUGUGGCUGUCAUUGCUUCUACAAUCAGUGCAUGUUCUUCGCUGACGUCAGUCGGAGCUGUCCUGGCACUAUAUAAGGCUGGCGGCAGCCCCGGGACAGACCCUGUGUUCCCCAAGGCGCCUUCAGCCCGCCCCGAGGGACAGAGACUGGAGCUCAAUCUUGGACCGUACAAACGCUCACCGACAACCUGGCCGGUGGCACCAUGAGGCAGGCGGGACGCGCGGCGCUGCUGGCCGUGCUGCUGCUCCUGGUACAGCUGUGCCCUGGGAGCAGCCAGGGGAACCCCGAGGCGGCCGGGGUCCAGGACCCGAGUCUGCGCUGGAGCCCCGGGGCACGGAACCAGGGCGGCGGGGCCCGCGCGCUCCUCUUGCUGCUGGCGGAGCACUUCCCGCGCCGCGCGGGGCCCGGCCGAUGGGGACCCGGCCGAUGGGGACCCGGGACGGCAGGCGAGCGGCCGCGGCGGGACAAUCCUCCUCUGUCCAUUGACCUCACCUUUCACCUGCUGCGGACCCUGCUGGAGCUGGCGCGGACGCAGAGCCAGCGGGAGCGCGCCGAGCAGAACCGCAUCAUAUUCGACUCGGUGGGCAAGUGAUGGCCUGGUUUGGGGCCGCGAAAACUUUGA
Messenger RNA from Pongo pygmaeus (Bornean orangutan), 1654 nucleotides. It is a transcript of the gene UCN, whose product is annotated as urocortin. The record is from RefSeq and is a predicted model, not a curated record. The transcript has 2 exons. Lineage: Eukaryota; Metazoa; Chordata; Mammalia; Primates; Hominidae. Gene Ontology annotation, biological process: negative regulation of feeding behavior. Gene Ontology annotation, molecular function: hormone activity. Gene Ontology annotation, cellular component: extracellular region. The coding region runs from base 1235 to 1624 and encodes 129 amino acids.